This is a messenger RNA of Triplophysa dalaica, 2554 nucleotides long. It is a transcript of the gene lmf2b, whose product is annotated as lipase maturation factor 2b. The record is from RefSeq and is a predicted model, not a curated record. Gene Ontology annotation, cellular component: endoplasmic reticulum membrane. Lineage: Eukaryota; Metazoa; Chordata; Actinopteri; Cypriniformes; Nemacheilidae. Gene Ontology annotation, biological process: protein maturation. The transcript is spliced from 14 exons. The coding region runs from base 95 to 2209 and encodes 704 amino acids.
CUCAGAUUCCGCUUCAUCUUUUUUCCAAUGAGCAUCUGAACGAGCUCGAGCGACGAAACAAAGUGACACAUCAUCCCUCCAGAAAGCCGACAAGAUGGGGGAAGUAAAAACGCCCAGACAGAUGUUCCUAUGGAGCCUUGCGCUCAUUUACGUGUGCGCUUUCGCGUCCGUCUACAUCCAGAUACCAGGUCUGUAUGGCGAUGAUGGUUUGAUCCCCGUGCGCCUGCUGAUGCCAAAGGUGCAGCGCCCUCUGCUGGAGCAGUUUCAGGCCUCCCCAUCCCUGCUGUGGCUGGCCCCGUCUCUGGGUCUGGAGCCCCAUCAUGCCCUGGAGCUCAUCUGUGUGCUGGGAGUGGUACUGAGUCUGGGUGCUGUGCUCCUCGGGCUCCUGAGAGACAGUCUGGUCUACCUCUGUCUGUGGGCCCUCUACCUCUCAAUAUAUAAUGUUGGGGGUGACUUCCUCAGCUCAGAAUGGGACAUGUUGCUGUUGGAGGCUGGCUUUCUGGCUGUGCUUGUGGCUCCGUUCGGUUUGCUGCGGGGUUGCUCCGUGUACAGGAUCCACGACCCUGUGACCUUUUGGUUGACCCGCUGGCUGUUCUUUCGACUGACCUUCUGCACAGGUGUGAGUAAGCUGGCCAGCGGUGACCCUGCCUGGUGGAAUCUCUCAGCGUUAACUCAUCAUUUUGAAAACCAGAUGAGCCCCACCCCUUUAGCCUGGUACGUCCAUCAGCUUCCGGAAUGGUUGCUGAAGUUUGAAGCCGUGGUUCUGUUACAUUGUGAGAUCGUAGUGCCUCUUCUGAUGUUCUUUGCCCCCAUUCGGCGUUUGAGGCUUGUUGGAUUUUAUAUUCAGCUAUUUCUCCAAGUUGGCCAUAUCCUCACGGGCAACUGCAGUCUUCUGAAUCUGUUGACCAUCGCCCUGAGCUUCUCAUUGCUGGAUGACGAUCAUUUCAGCUCCUCUACUGCUCAAAAAAAGAAGAAAAAGACCAGGACAUGGAUGCCGUCUUUGGACUCCAUCCUGGUUCUGCUAGUGGAGUUGUCCGUCUACGUCUUGAUUCUGUUCAGUGAAGUGAAACUCUUCAAACUGCAGAUCAACUGGGAAGAAAAAACAUUGUCAUCCCAAACAGAUUUCACAAAAAAGGAGUUUGAUGAGUAUUUAGAGUCCAUUCAUGUCGCCACUAUCUGGGUUGCUGUGCUGUCGUUCACCUGGGAAGCCGUAGCGGCCAUGUUACAGUGCGUGUGCACAAGCGGCGUCAUGAGCAAGCUCUGGUCCCUCUUACAGUGGACGGUCAUGACGGCAGCAGCAGUGAGCAUCUUCUCCUUCAGCUUGGUGCCAUACACAGCCAUCACAGGAAGUAACGUUUUUCCCAUGGUACGAGAAGCUUACAGCGCCGUGGAGAAGUACCAGCUUGUUGGGGCAUACGGUAUCCAGCACAGAGUGACAUCUGUUGAAGGCAGACCUGAGAUCAUUUUAGAAGGCAGUCAAGACGGCUUAAUUUGGAAGGAAAUCAAUCUCAUGUAUAAACCAGGAAGUGUGAAUGCAGCCCCACCUAUAGCAGGAGCCCACCAGCCGCGCUUGGAGUGGGUGAUGUGGCAGGCAGCUCAAGGGGGGCAUAAUGAAAGCGCUUGGUUUACUGGCCUCGUACAUCGCCUCUUACAGGGCAGACCUCAAGUUGUAGGUCUGCUCCAGGCAGAUGAAGCACAAUAUCCCUUCAGUAAGAAACCGCCAACUUUCAUCAAAGCCAACAUUCACAAAUACCACUUCACAGAUCCUGCUGAAGACAAGUCCAAUCCAAAGGCGUGGUGGCGAAGGUCAGGCCAUACAAAGUUUCUGCCCAUUGUGAAACUAGAUGACCCUGCUCUUAAGAACAUGUUGGAACAGUCUGGACUGAAGGAAGAGUUCCCCAUUCAGCCUAGCUCAGACACGCCUGUAUCCCAAGCCCUCGGUCUCAUGCGGGAGCAGGUGAAGGGUCUCUCGGGGUCCCUGGUGAUUUCCACCCUGUUAGCAACUUUAGCUGGUAUCUUCCUCGUCAAAGCCGUCCUGUCCUGGGCUUUUGGAGGCCGAAAACCCAAAUCUGCUACAGCUGAUCACAAGUCGAAAAAAGAAUCUGCAGAGAAGAGCCACGGGGUAUCUGCGUCCAGUCGGGGGAACAAGAAGGACAACUCGGAGGACAGGAAGUUGGACUCAGAAAGGAGCCCACGCAAGAGGAAAUGAGCCCGGACGGUCACUUUGUGCCUUUCUGUUUGACAAGAUGCGCUGACAAAUGAUUUUUCUCAGGUGUACAUUUUCUAAGAUUCUUUCUCUACUUGUCACGCACAGAUUUGAUUGUUUCCCACUUCAUUGGAUUUCCUCUUUGUGUCAGAACCACUCUAUGUAUGUCAGCAGUCAAACACACAGUACACAUGGGAUAUAAUUGGUUGUAAUUGGCUUUGAGUGUUCAAAGAGUCUAUUUUUAAGCUGUCGAUUGUUACACCCGUCUUUAUACGUCUAGAAGGUUACAACAGAAGCACAAAUGCCACUUUCUCAUGCUAUUUAUCUUAUUAAACGGUUGCCAAUACA